UGUGUGUGAGCGCACCUUAUUAAAUAAAGUUUUUUCCUGUUUUGAAGCGCGUCCUCUUCCGUUGUCAAUAUGGCGGAAUACGAUCUGACCACCCGAAUAGCCCACUUUUUGGAUAGGCAUCUCGUUUUCCCACUGCUGGAAUUCCUCUCAGUAAAAGAGAUCUACAAUGAGAACGAGCUCCUCCAUGGAAAGCUGGAACUCCUCAGUGACACCAACAUGGUGGACUUUGCCAUGGAUGUGUACAGGAAUUUAUAUCCUGACAAAGAAAUACCCAACUCUCUCAGAGAAAAGAGGACUGAAGUUGUGGCUCAACUGAAACAGCUGCAAUCUGAGACCGAGCCGAUUGUGAAGGUGUUUGAGGACCCAGAGACCAUGAGGCAGAUGCAGUCAACAAGGGACGGGCGUAUGCUGUUCGACUAUUUGGCUGACAAGCAUGGCUUCCGUCAGGAGUAUUUGGACACCUUGUACCGAUAUGCCAAGUUCCAGUACGAGUGUGGGAACUACUCAGGUGCAGCGGAGUACCUCUACUUCUUCAGAGUUUUGGUCCCCUCAACAGACAGAAAUGCGCUGAACUCUUUGUGGGGCAAGCUGGCCUCAGAGAUCCUGAUGCAGAACUGGGAAGCUGCCAUGGAGGACCUCACCCGCCUGAGGGAGACUAUCGAUAACAAUACAGUAAGUUCUCCUCUUCAGUCUCUCCAGCAAAGGACUUGGCUGAUCCACUGGUCUCUCUUUGUGUUCUUCAACCACCCCAAAGGAAGAGACAACAUCAUCGAGCUUUUCCUCUACCAGCCACAAUACCUCAAUGCUAUUCAGACCAUGUGCCCACACAUACUGCGCUACCUGACCACAGCCAUCAUCACUAACAAGGACGUCCGCAAGCGUAGGCAGGUGCUAAAGGAUCUGGUGAAAGUCAUCCAGCAGGAGUCGUACACCUACAAAGAUCCCAUCACAGAGUUUGUGGAGUGUCUGUAUGUGAACUUUGACUUUGAUAGUGCUCAGAAGAAGCUGAGAGAGUGUGAGGCGGUGCUGGUGAAUGACUUUUUCCUCGUGGCCUGCCUUGAGGACUUCAUCGAAAAUGCCCGCUUGUUCAUCUUUGAGACCUUCUGCCGAAUUCACCAGUGCAUCAGUAUAAGUAUGCUGGCCGAUAAGCUGAAUAUGACUCCCGAGGAGGCAGAAAGAUGGAUUGUCAACCUCAUUCGUAAUGCCAGGCUGGACGCCAAAAUCGACUCCAAACUGGGUCACGUGGUGAUGGGCAACAAUGCCGUAUCACCAUAUCAGCAGGUGAUCGAGAAAACCAAGAGCCUUUCGUUCCGCAGCCAAAUGUUGGCCAUGAACAUAGAGAAGAAGCAGAGCCACGCAAACAGAAAUGAGACUCCAAACUGGGCGGCUCAGGAUACUGGUUUUUAUUGAGUGGACAUUUGUGGGACCGUACACUUCCAUCUAACCUUCCAGAAUUCCCAUACUGCGGCCGAACAUCCUGUUCUCCCUCUUGUGUCCCCGGAAGAAGCGAGACAGAGGCCUUAAUUUUACGCUUGGGUUCAAUGCAUCUGGUAUUAAAUCAAAUAAAAAAAUAAAAAAAUUACAAAACCGUC
Carassius gibelio (silver crucian carp) is the source of this 1592-nucleotide messenger RNA. Its product is annotated as eukaryotic translation initiation factor 3 subunit E-A. NCBI's taxonomy places the organism in Eukaryota, Metazoa, Chordata, Actinopteri, Cypriniformes, Cyprinidae. The transcript is spliced from 13 exons. Gene Ontology annotation, biological process: translational initiation. Gene Ontology annotation, molecular function: translation initiation factor activity. Bases 70 to 1410 code for a protein of 446 amino acids. Gene Ontology annotation, cellular component: nucleus; cytoplasm; eukaryotic translation initiation factor 3 complex. The record is from RefSeq and is a predicted model, not a curated record.